AUGGGCUUUCAAGACUGCGAGUAUGUGGAGGAAGGGCCGACAAAGACAGAGCAACUUGAAGAGCAAAUUGCUGUCCUGGAAGCACGCAUUGAAGAACUAGAAAAACCCCGGGAAUUAAGGGCUUCGGGCACCUUUCAAAGCCCUGUAGUCGGCGGCCGUCGUGCAGCAUCCCUUCCGGCUCUGUCUCGUGGCGGAUCGCCUCGAUUGGUUUAUUCAACACUCUCUUAUUCCGAAAUCCCAUCACCUACCACCAUGCCGACUGUUUCGGGGGGAAUACCUCUACCUGAACUUGAAUCUCUUGUUCACAACUUUCUACAACAUUGCACUCUCUUUGGUUUUUUUCUCCACAUCCGAAAUUUCGCGGAAGCUGCCUUGGGCCGUAGCGGACCUCGUCCUUUACCCGCUUUGCUGCAUGCGGUCCACCUUUGGGCAAUACAUCUAUCUGGAAACGAAGAGCUUGUUGCCAACUACGAGGCUCAAUACCUCUCCCGGACUUUGAGAUCGGCCGUUGGAGCGCUUUCCACCGCGUCGAACAAUAUUCUACACGCUAUCCAGGCAGAGGUACUCAUAUCCCAAUACUUCUUCCGUACAACACGCUUUCUCGAAGGCAAAUAUCACCUCAGUGCCGCUGUUUCUUUGGUGCUCUCAUCGGGUCUUCACCGACUUCGGUCUGCAGAAGUGGCGGCAGGCAACCGUGGGUUUUUGAGCGCUGCACCUCAAACUCGUUCGCCUACCGUGGACCCAUUAGAUGAUAUGGAACGCGUCGCAGCCUUCUGGACUGUGCUGACGAUGAAUAACUGCUGGACAACUGCGGAUGGAUCUCCCUCAAAUCUGGCAUAUACGAGCUCUGGGUCUGAUGCUAGAAUCGAUACUCCAUGGCCUGUUGAUCCAGUUAAGGCAAUUAAGGUCUCAAUGCCUCCCAGUUUAAUCUAUUUGCAGAAUUCCGGGGUCGUCGAGCUCGAAUUGAGCUUUGGUACAGUCAAUGCAUUCCUGGCCAACGUGCCAGACACGGCGACAUCAAUCCCUGCACUACAUUCAAAGUCUGCAAUCCUUUUCGAACGGGCUUCGCGUUUAGUGGAUACAUAUCGACCAGAUCUGAACCCUAGUCAGUUGGCUGAGUUUUAUGACUCCUUCAAUAGCCUGGAGGCCCUGAUUCAUGGUUUUCUUUCCAAGCUCCCUGAGCCGAAUUCGACCACAACUAUGCAUACUGCCCGCGAAGUCUUCUUGAUUCAUUCUCUUUCACGCGUCGCGCUAAUCCAGCUACACAAUCCUUUCGUCGAUGUUGCCGGAAACAGUCACAUUGCUCGUCGUCAAGCCCUUGAUGCAGCGCGUGGGAUAGUUGCAAUUUUGACGUUGAUUCUGCCCAAUGACUUCGUCUUUGUUGAUCCAAUUACUGGUGUGAGUUUCCCGACAUCAGCUCCUCUGGUGCAACUAUUCACUUCUCUGUCGUUCCAGACUCUAUUCAUGGCCACUGCCCAAGUUUUCAUAGGAGAACUUGACCGAUAUCGCCGUUCUCAAGCUGUUGGGCAAGUUUGGGAUGGAGACAUGGACGAGCAGCAUCUAAUGGAUGCCGUUGAGAUCGUUCUUGCCACGAUGAACAUAUUCGCUCCAACUUGUCGACUGAUGAAUUCUCAACUCCAAAUAAUGCAUCGAGCGUACCACUCGGUGUCUUCUCGCCCUUAA
Mycena indigotica is the source of this 1683-nucleotide messenger RNA. RefSeq names its product Fungal-trans domain-containing protein. NCBI's taxonomy places the organism in Eukaryota, Fungi, Basidiomycota, Agaricomycetes, Agaricales, Mycenaceae. Gene Ontology annotation, cellular component: nucleus. The coding region runs from base 1 to 1683 and encodes 560 amino acids. The record is from RefSeq and is a predicted model, not a curated record. The transcript has 7 exons.